This is a messenger RNA of Drosophila rhopaloa, 2916 nucleotides long. RefSeq names its product limbic system-associated membrane protein (gene DIP-eta). NCBI's taxonomy places the organism in Eukaryota, Metazoa, Arthropoda, Insecta, Diptera, Drosophilidae. The transcript has 12 exons. The coding region runs from base 375 to 1700 and encodes 441 amino acids. The record is from RefSeq and is a predicted model, not a curated record. Gene Ontology annotation, cellular component: neuron projection.
CGUGCGGUUGACUACUCUGAUCCUGCCGGAAAAACGGAAAUCUGAACUGAAUCCUGAACGGAAUCGCGAGUGUUUUGCCGCCAAGUGUUGCUGCAUUCGUGUUGCAAGUGAAUUAAAAUGAUGCUCAAAGGCCAGGAGUGACCUGUGCUGAGCGAAUUUAUCGAUAAGAGUUGGUUACUGCAGGCCCAAUUCUCAUAGAAUGAAGACAGCAUUCAAUUGUGCAAUAUUUAUAUAGUGAGUUUCAUCAACUCAAAGGAGAUAAACUAAUAAAAUUACCAUAGAAAAAAUUUACAAGUGAAUACUCGACAAAACAACUCGAUGGUUUCCAGUCACUGACAAACUUAAUCAAACAAAUCUAAGUACAUAUAUCCAAAAUGCAAACCACCUAUACCCAAAUCCGUGCGAUAAAUAUUAUCCUGCUCCUUAUCCUGAUGAGUCAGCAAUGCAAACUUCAGAGAGUGGAGGUGCCAGCUGAAGUUAUCGUUGAUCCCAAAUUUAGUUCCCCAAUUGUGAAUAUGACAGCGCCCGUGGGACGUGAUGCCUUCCUAACGUGCGUCGUCCAGGACCUGGGUCCUUACAAGGUAGCGUGGCUUCGAGUCGACACACAAACCAUUCUAACCAUACAAAAUCAUGUUAUAACAAAGAACCAACGCAUUGGCAUUGCCAACUCCGAGCACAAAACCUGGACAAUGCGCAUUAGGGACAUUAAAGAGUCGGACAAAGGCUGGUACAUGUGCCAAAUCAACACGGAUCCGAUGAAAAGCCAAAUGGGGUACCUUGAUGUUGUGGUACCGCCGGAUAUCCUAGAUUAUCCUACGAGCACGGACAUGGUCGUUCGCGAGGGCAGUAACGUGACGCUCAAAUGCGCCGCUACCGGUUCGCCAGAGCCGACAAUUACAUGGCGACGUGAAAGUGGAGUGCCUAUCGAGCUGGCCAGCGGAGAAGAGGUCGUGAGUAUUGAAGGCACUGACCUGAUAAUACCGAACGUGAGACGUCAGCACAUGGGCGCCUACCUGUGCAUAGCCUCCAACGGAGUUCCGCCCUCGGUGAGCAAACGGAUCACGCUUGUUGUGCACUUCCCACCGAUGAUUACCGUGCAAAACCAACUAAUCGGAGCUGUCGAGGGAAAAGGAGUAACUUUGGAAUGCGAGUCGGAGGCCUACCCCAAAUCGAUCAAUUACUGGACCAGGGAACGUGGCGAGAUUGUGCCACCAGGCGGCAAAUACUCGGCGAAUGUCACGGAAAUCGGCGGCUAUCGCAAUUCGAUGCGGCUCCACAUAAAUCCCCUUACGCAGGCCGAAUUCGGGGCUUAUCGCUGCGUGGCGAAGAAUUCCCUGGGCGACACGGAUGGCACAAUUAAGCUGUACAGAAUACCCCCGAAUGCCGUCAACUAUGUGGAGAACUUUGAGGCGCGGCACAAAGGCAAGAAGCGAACGAAAGGCUCGGAGUCGCACCAUCCGGCCAGGGCCCAGGAGCACAGUGGCGAGGAUAUGGAAAAUCCGGGAAAAAGAAAAGCCGAUUUGAGCCUGAGUGCGGAGAGCAUCGACAGCAUUUACGGAUCCUCGGCAGCUCGGACUCGGCGGCAGGACCUCGGCGGACUGCCGCUCCUCGCCGUGGCAUUGGUCCUGGCUCUGACGACGGCGGGAGUGAUGCGGCAAGCCCAGAUGACACAGCCGCCACAAACACUGACGCAUGUUUGACACAGACGCCGCACUGACAAGGACAUGGACAUGGAUAUGGAGUCAGCGCUAAAUCCGGACUUGGAGCCGGAGCAAAGUCUGCAGUCUGCGGCAGUGGCAGUGGCAGUGCAAUGAUGAUUGAGUUUGUCAAUGCCAAACGCUGCUUGGCGCUGAUUUAUGGCUCGUUGCGGCUGCUUUCAGUUAAAGUUUGUCAACGCCGAAUUACAUAUUUCAAGUGCGCCACCCGGCGGGUGGUCCGCAUCUGUAGCCAGUAAGUAAACUAGGCUUCCUAAUUCCAAAUCGCGCCAUUGUUAAGCCGUGGAAUUUUAGUUAGGGUUCGAGUUCAGCCUUCAGUGCAACCAAAUCAAUUACGGCACUUGUACAUAGACGUAUUGCAAGGUUUUCGAAUAACUCUAGCAGGUAAAAAGACUGGAGUUGGCAAGGGGCUAUGUAUUAUAAGUAUUGUAUAAACCGGAUGUGGCAAGAGUCUAAGUGGGCGACAUGUACUUACCGUUUGACAACAAAUUAAAAAGUUUAGUUUUAAAGCUGUUUAAAUAAGUCUUCGGUAAAGAAAAUAUGAAAGGUAAAGAUAAAAAUUCGCGGAGUUUCAAAAAUAUAUGAAAAACUACCAUCAUAUUCGAUAUACAUAGCUAUAUCACAAACUGCAAAGAGAAAUAAAUAUCCGCCAAAAGCUUAACAGCUUUAAUGUAAAAACAAAAAAAAUAUUUAUUAAUUAGCUCAGCAGCUGGCUGUGUUCCCAAAAACUUAAACCAACAAAAAAGCUUCAUUUAUUUUUCUUUACCUUGCCUCAUUGCUCCUGAAAUAUAUUAAAACCAUAUAAAACGUUUAAACAUAUGUACCACUUCGAACAAAAUACAUAUCAUUUAUUCAACAUUCUAAACUUAGAACAAAUUCUAUACAUUUUUGUUUAUUUUAUUUCGACAAACAAUCAACAUUAAUAAAGAAAACGGUUAUUCAAACAAAAUAUAAAAAAUACUAGACAUGCAGUAAAUUUAAAUGGGCAAAUUAAUCUCACGAUUAAGUGCGGAUGGGGGCUCCAUUUAAUAUAUAUUUAGCAAAAUGUAUAUUUCCAGACGAAAAUAAAUUGUUAAAAAAGCUAAUUAUAUCAGUUAUGUUUAUAUCGCUAUUAUAUACACAUACAUACGUUUAUCAAAUAUCAAUAUUAAUUAAUAAUUUUAAGCAUCACAUGUACAUGACAGUGUAAGCAAAUUGCCGA